GGACUAGGGCUAGGGCAGAGGGCGGAACUUUGGGGCCCGGCGCGACAGGGUGGCCGGAAGGUACGGUGUGGACCGCGCUGCGAGCGCGCGAGGCGGAGAAAAGCGGCCGGGACUCCUCAGUGGGCCCGAGACCCCAAAUCCGGGACAGGACGUCCCCAGCCUGGCCCGGCUAAGCGCCCAACCCCCCUACCACGCGGGGCGCUCAAAGGAGGAAGGGGGAAGGUCCAGGCCCUGUUGGUUCGGGACAUCUGGGGCCGCCUCACACCUCACGCUUUCUUACAGCGUCCUCUCUGUCGGAGCGCCGGGGCAGGUAGCGAGGCCGGGGCCUGCCCCCGGGUUGUAGAUGGCUGGAUUUCUAUAGUAUUUCUAGUAUGAGUACCAGAUCUUGGCCUUUUAUCCAACUUCAACAGUCUUCUUUCCACCUCCUGGAGAAUAAAUGGGAUUUGCAUGAAUGCCACAUUCUGAAUUGAAAGACACGGACUGCAUUGCUAAUAGCCUUUUCUUCUGAUUGUUAUUAACAGCUCCAGAAAAUUAAAUGUCGUCAGAAGACCGAGAAGCUCAGGAGGAUGAAUUGCUGGCCCUGGCAAGUAUUUACGAUGGAGAUGAAUUUAGGAAAGCAGAGUCUGUCCAAGGUGGAGAAACCAGGAUCUAUUUGGACUUGCCACAGAAUUUCAAGAUAUUUGUGAGCGGCAAUUCAAAUGAGUGUCUCCAGAAUAGUGGCUUUGAAUACACCAUUUGCUUUCUGCCUCCACUUGUGCUGAACUUUGAACUGCCACCAGAUUAUCCAUCCUCCUCCCCACCUUCAUUCACACUUAGUGGCAAAUGGCUGUCACCAACUCAGCUGUCUGCACUCUGCAAGCACUUAGACAACCUGUGGGAAGAGCACCGUGGCAGCGUGGUCCUGUUUGCUUGGAUGCAGUUUCUUAAGGAAGAGACGCUAGCAUACCUGAAUAUUGUCUCUCCUUUUGAGCUCAAGAUGGGUUCUCAGAAAAAGGUGCAGAGAAGGACGGCUCAAGCCUCCCCUAACACAGAGCUAGCUUUUGGAGGAGCUGCUGGAUCCGAUGUAGACCAAGAGGAGGUUGUGGAUGAGAGAGCUGUGCAGGAUGUGGAAUCGCUGUCGAGUCUGAUCCAGGAGAUCUUGGACUUUGAUCAAGCUCGGCAGAUCAAAUGCUUUAACAGUAAAUUGUUCCUGUGCAAUAUUUGUUUCUGUGAGAAGCUGGGUAGUGAAUGCAUGUACUUCUUGGAGUGCAGGCAUGUGUACUGCAAAGCCUGUCUAAAGGACUACUUUGAAAUCCAGAUCAGAGAUGGCCAAGUUCAGUGCCUCAACUGCCCAGAACCCAAGUGCCCUUCGGUGGCCACUCCUGGUCAGGUCAAAGAGCUAGUGGAAACAGAGUUAUUUGCCCGUUAUGACCGCCUUCUCCUCCAGUCCACCUUGGACUUGAUGGCGGAUGUGGUAUAUUGUCCCCGCCCCUGCUGCCAGCUGCCCGUGAUGCAGGAGCCCGGCUGCACCAUGGGCAUCUGCUCCAGUUGCAAUUUUGCCUUCUGUACCUUGUGCAGAUUGACUUACCACGGAGUCUCUCCAUGUAAGGUAACUGCUGAGAAAUUAAUAGACUUACGAAAUGAGUACCUGCGAGCAGAUGAGGCCAAUAAAAGGUUUUUGGAACAGAGGUAUGGCAAGAGGGUAAUUCAGAAGGCACUGGAAGAGAUGGAAAGUAAGGAAUGGCUAGAAAAGAACUCAAAGAGCUGCCCGUGUUGUGGGACUCCCAUAGAGAAAUUGGAUGGCUGUAACAAGAUGACUUGUACUGGCUGUAUGCAAUAUUUCUGCUGGAUUUGCAUGGGUGCUCUCUCUAGAGCAAACCCUUAUAAACAUUUCACUGAUCCUGCUUCCCCGUGUUUUAAUCGGUUGUUCCAUGCUGUGGAUGUUAAUGGAGAUAUUUGGGAAGAUGAGAUUGAAGACUAGUUAACUCCUACUGCUCAAGAUAAGGAAGUGGAAUGGUUUACCCUAACCUUGUGUCAAGUACACAAAAAACUUGGCAGGAUACUUAGGGUACCAUUUAUUCACUUAUCCUUUGUAGAAGGUGUGGAAGAACAAGGUUUAUAUUUCCGUGUGGUACUACUGAUUAAGGCACAUGCACAUGUUUUUCAGUGUAACAUAGAGAAAGUUAUAAGCCAAAGGUUCAGAAAAUGAAAACUAGAGAAUAUUAAAUACUACAGUGUGCCCGAAGCUCUGAAUAGUUAAACAGUAAAUAUUUAUUUUUAUUUUCUUCCCUAAGCUUUAGGUGAGGAGAGGAGUCAAGAGUUAAACUUACAGACCUUUUUAUCUGAAAGCAUGCCUCUAGGACAUUAUGUGGGAGUCCCCUCAGUACUACUCCUUAUGACUGGGGUAGGUAGAAAGAAGCCUUAUGAAAAUUGUACCAAGAGCCUGAUGUCAUUUAGUCCAUGUCACAUUCCCUUCACCCUAAGUUUCUGCCGAGUGACUUUUCUUUGGAGGAAGCCCUUUACUCAAUAACUGAUUGGAUGACCCAGUGUCAUUUUGAUCUACUGCUUUUCAGAAUAGAAAUUUAUAGAUAAUUUACAAAAUCUUUUUAUUGCCACAAACACUGUGGGUUAGCUGGUAUUUAUUAGUGGUAUAUGGUCCACUGGUUUUGAGCCGAGUCUAGAAUUUAAUGAUAGUGGCUCAGAAGAAUUUGAGUCCUAUUCAGCUCUUCUGGGCAGUAGACCCUGGAUUCAAAAUGACUUGUCUUUGCUACCUUUUGUUCAACGCUCUCUCCCUUCACUCGUGCCCUACCUUCCAUCAGUGAGGACAGUUUUAAUAUUAACUGCAGCAGCUCAUAUUUUUAUUUCUGCUGGAAUAGGAGAAAGCCUAAUAUAUUCCCAAGCUGAACAAGCUGUAUUUUUUAAAAUUACCUCUAUUUUGAACUCCACACCAUUGUAGUUAUAGUCGUGAUUUUCUGAAUUCUUUUCAAAGGUCGUCUCUAAUGAGCUAUGGAAAUUUGGCUUCCUACCGUUUUUUGCAACAGCACUAUUUUGGGGGAUAAUUUUGGCUUGAUUCCUAGAUCCCUGUUUCUGGAUUUUGAUGGUUUUUUGAAAAAUUGUCUUUCCUUGUGGUUUGGUGAAUGGCUUGGUAGCAAAAUAUUUUUUGAAAAAGAGGACAGAGGGAUACAGCUGCAGCUGUGAUGUUCUUUUUUCCCAAUGUGUCAUUGAAAAUUGGGGAAUCACUUUUAACCAUUUUAUGCGUGUGUAUCCAGAGUCAGCGAGGACUGUUUCUGGAUUGUCAACGAGGCUGCUUAAUCUUAAAAAUAAAAAUAAUUUAAAAAUUGUCUUCUAA
This is a messenger RNA of Hyaena hyaena (striped hyena), 3328 nucleotides long. It is a transcript of the gene RNF14, whose product is annotated as ring finger protein 14. NCBI's taxonomy places the organism in Eukaryota, Metazoa, Chordata, Mammalia, Carnivora, Hyaenidae. Gene Ontology annotation, cellular component: cytoplasm; ubiquitin ligase complex. Gene Ontology annotation, biological process: protein polyubiquitination; positive regulation of proteasomal ubiquitin-dependent protein catabolic process; ubiquitin-dependent protein catabolic process. The record is from RefSeq and is a predicted model, not a curated record. The transcript has 9 exons. Gene Ontology annotation, molecular function: zinc ion binding; ubiquitin conjugating enzyme binding; ubiquitin protein ligase activity. Bases 536 to 1960 code for a protein of 474 amino acids.